Molecule: messenger RNA, 732 nt
Organism: Ixodes scapularis (black-legged tick)
Lineage: Eukaryota; Metazoa; Arthropoda; Arachnida; Ixodida; Ixodidae
Exons: 3
Coding region: 19-426 (135 amino acids)
Biological process (GO): regulation of transcription by RNA polymerase II
Cellular component (GO): nucleus; transcription regulator complex
Source: RefSeq, a predicted model, not a curated record
GUAGAAUGGCAAAGUUUAAUGACGACGCAUCGUUUUUUUUUAAUUUCUCUCGUUGAGGAGUUCCCUGCACUGUGGGACAUGAGCAGCGAACUGUAUUCAAAGACCAACCUCAAGACGUCAAUAUGGGAGAAAAUUGCCGAAGAGACGUUCGCACGGUUCCCGCAAUUUGCACCAUACACAGUGGAUUUUUUGAAAAGAUUUCUUCAAAAUAAAAGAAGAACGUACCGAGACGAAAGAAAGAAGAUUUUGAAAACAAAAAGUGGCCAGGCAGCUGACGAAGCCUACAGCGGAAAAUGGAAGUUCUUUUCGGCCAUGCGCUUCCUGGAUGGAGCGACAACUCGAGCAGGGAUGGGGAUGUCCAGCUUCGACUUUGCAGGAGUUCCUCUGGGCAGGCAACUGUGUUGGCAUGCGGCUGCAGCAGUCUGACGAGGGGAGCCCGGAAGAUGUGCUCAGCCCAGCACAGAGCCCUGAACCGAGUCCUGGAGCCGCCUCUGGGGCAGGCCCCUCCUUGACAGGAAAAGAAUCGGCGUCUGCACCUCCCAAGAAAAGGAGGGUGCACGGAGCAGAACUGUCCCUCAUGGAACAGAGGACGGCAGCCCUUACAAGGCUAACAGAGUGCAUGGAAGCACCACAACCAGCACCAGAUGACAGUGCUGCGUUUGGCAUGGUGGUGGCCGAAUAUUUACGGUCGAUGUCUCUGGCAGCGAGGGCUAGAUGCCAGAUAUCGGUCUU